CCCUGCUCGAUCGAGAUGCCUUACAGCAGCCGUGAAUUGGUUUGCCAUUACCUGUAUUACCGUCUGUCCCGCCAGGGAUUUGUGUGGGAGGAGCCCCUGGACACCGCUGCCGGCUCUCCGACCCCCAGCUCACCGAGCCCCGGCCGGCCCCGGGCGACCGCCGCCUCGUCCGCCGCCGCCGACAAAGCGCACCGCGUCCUCCGCGAGGUGGGCGACAGCUUCGAGCGCCAGUACCAGCAGGAAUUCGCCGACAUAGCGCUGCAGAUGCGCUUCGAGCCCGAGAGUGCCCGUGGCCGCUUCGAGGCGGUGGCCGAGGAGCUGUUCCGCGAUGGAGUCAACUGGGGCCGGGUCGUGGCUUUCUUCGUGUUCGGGGGCACCCUGUGUGUGGAGAGCGCCAAGAGGAGGGACAUGGCAUCGCUCAUUGAUAACAUCGCCACCUGGAUGACCGCUUACCUAGACAGCAGCCUCACUGACUGGAUCCGCGCCAAUGGAGACUGGGUAUGUAACCAGUGGCCAGGAUACACCUUCACUCUCCCUCAUCACUUGACUGUUCUUGAGGUUGUCAGCAUCACCCGCCCCCUUUACCUGCAAAGGAGAGAGACUGUGUGUGGGACGGUCUGUUUCCUGCCCACUUGCAUCACCUACACACCUUCCCACUCAAUAAAAUGUUUCCCAUCUAUCACCUUUCCUGCCCACUUCCAUCGCCCAACAUAUCUAUACAGCUUUCACAUUCAUCCACUUCUGGCCAUCUUUUUCUACUUUGCAUCACCAGCCACAGGAUGCUUUUGUAGACCUAUAUGGAAACAAUAUGGAACCUCAUUUCGACAUCCCAUGGCCCUCUCUUCGGACUGUCUUGGGCAUUGCUGCUGUGGGGGCUUGUAUAACCUUUGCUUAUCUAGCCCACCAGUAUUAACCGUGAUUAUUCAAGAAUUUCCUUUUAACUAGAACUGCUUGCAAAAAUUUUUUAGGCUGCUUUAAUGUUACAAGUUGUUUUAUCUAAUUGGAUCAAAUUAUCAGCCUAUUUGACACCUUAAAAUAUUCUUAUAUUUAUAAUCAUUGAGUCUUUUACAGCGGUAGGUUUAUAAUGUUUCUUUGCAGUUCGCAAUGAAUUCAUUGUUGAAUAUGUAAAUGUGAAGCCAAUUCUAGAAGUACAUUUCUCUGUGGGUUGAAUUUCUUCAGGCUGACUGGACUCUACAUUCCAUAAUAAAUUGGACAGAUUGUGUAACAAGACGGUGAUACAACUGGAUGGAAUUUUGCCUACAGCAAUGUAUGAGGCAAGAACCCUGAUUUUGGCCUUGUUUUGUAACAUAUCGGUGACAAUAUAUUGCUUGACAAUUGAGCAUUAUAUGAAUUACAAUCAGUGCACAACACAAAUUGCCCAAUACUCAGCUUCCUGAAAAUGUUGGGAACUGAGGUUUAGGUGGCCUUUUUUUUUUCUUUAAAAAAAAAACUUUCUUUUACUAAAGGGGGAAGUCAUUGUCUUUUUACAAAAACAAAAUUUAGAAAUUAGUCAUGGUCUUCAAGAUUUAACAUUGUACAGAAGUUCCUGGAAUGGCUGAAGAAGACUUCUUUGGGCUGUGAUUUGAACAUACAAAAAUUUAUUCAUCAUGUCAUUAAACAGCAAGUGGAUGUUACAGUUUAUUUUGGUAUAAAGCAGAAACUUCAUCCUCGGCUUAUGUUUGGAUCUGCUUGCAAUUGCAAUGGCGACUAAUACCUGUACUGAACAAACCAAGAAGAAAGCUAAAACUGGAUGGAAACUGGAAGUAAAAUAACUUUUAUCAGUUUUGCAAAUGUGCAUUAGCAUUUAAGGAAAGGAAAAACACACAAAUGAUGUUUGGUAACUUGCUAAUGUUGCCAAAAGUUGCAGUGGUAAAAUUUAGUUUUUGAGAGUAAACUGAAAGGCUUGUAUUUGUUCUCCAAUGUCUAAAAUAUGUUAUUUUUGUAGAGUAUUUUGUGGGUUAAUGUGAAUAACAUAUUUGAGCUUCUGGACCUCGGCACAAAACUCUUAAAAUAUUAUUUCAACCAUAGUCCAUAUAGAAGGUAUGAGCUUUUCAAAAAAAAAACUUUGAAAAGUCCAUUCCAUUUCCAUUUUAAACUUAACUUAAAACUUUUUUCAUUAUUUUUAUUUAAAGUUUACAAUUCUUACUAAAUGGGCUGCUAUUAGGUGAGUGUUGUAGAAUAAUUAUGGCUUUACAUAGAUUAAAUACCAAAGGGUGAUUCCCAAAUUGCUGCGGUGUGAAGACUAUAAGAUACUGCAUGCUUUAGAUAAUGCCUCUAGUUUUGAACAUUGUGCUAAUGAAAUAUAUACAUUUAAUGACUUCCAAAAAGUAUAUCCAGCUAUGUGACAUGAUUUUGCAAAAACUCUGCCCACCAACAAAAUCUAGAACAUUCUCAUUCUGCAAAACUGUGCAGAAGGAAUGCUGUAACUCUGGCUCGUCAAAACUACCACACCAACAGAAAACAAUGGAUGACAGUGCUUACUUUUGUGAUACUUGCAUGGAGACUCAUAUCAGAGACCUUGGGGAUGUUCACCCUUCUUUACAGAAUAACCAAACUUCUUUGGGUGACUUCUGUUUUUAAAAUGUUAAGACUUGUGCUAUGAUGCCUUUCAACUUGAGAAUUUCUAAUGCAUCCACAAAACAUCUGCAGCAGAAGUGAAUUGUCAUAAUGAUUCACAGAUGCUAAAGGAAAAUUAAAUUGUACUUGCAGUAGUGCUCCAUCUACUGAUGACGACCAAUUUCACCAUACCAAUAUCGCAUAAGACAAAGUGAAUGUACCGUGAAGAAAUGAGCAUAACUGAAAUCACCAGUAAGCUAGCAGUAUUGUAAUUUCAUGUGGAGUGAUAAAAGCUUAUCAAGAAAAUUAAGCACGUUAGAAAAAAUAUUUUUUUAAGCAUUUUAUGUGCUUCCUAAAAAAAAUUAUACUUGGUAUAAAUUGUGUGUUUGUGCACCUUCAGUAUAUUUUGGCAUGUCAUUUUUGUUGCAGGAUGAAAGCUCUUGUAAUUUUAGAAGCUGUGCUUUGUAUCUUGGGUGUAAUAUUUUGUUAAUUGAUGUAUUAUUUUUAUAUACCGUUGUGCUGUUGUAUUCACUGCUCUGUGUUGUUUGUCACCACAGUGAUAAUAUUACAAAUCUGAAAAAUCUAGCAAAUGAGCAGAAACAUAUUAGCAGAGUUGUGAAAACUGGCCUGCAAGAUGUUGGCUUACUGUUUAAUUAAGCUUAAAUAUAGCCCAAACCGAAGUAUGCAUAUGUUUUAGUUUAGGAACAGGGAGGUUGGAUGCAUUGUUUAGAAUAUUUGGAGUCUAGCCCAACCUAGAUACCUAGCAACAAUUGCAAAGUAACUCCCUAGCCUUAAUGCAAAUUAGUCAAGCUAGUUGGGUGUGAUCUCUAGUAGACAUAUCUUGCCAUUAUCAUAUUGAAUUGUUGUUAUGAAAUAUACAGCACCAAUUAAGCAGCCUUUUUCUACCCGAUACCAUUAAUACUGUGCAACAUCCAGACUAUUAUAUGGACACGUUUAUCCUGCAGUGUGUGUCUGAGACAGAGGAGUGACUCGAAAAUAAAUUACAUUAUUGACUUUAAUUCUUAAAAAACCUCUCAAUAUCUGGAAUUCUCAAAUGUAUUUUUCUGAAAGAAUUUAGUGCUGUUUUGGAGAUGGCCUUACAAGCCUUAUUCAAGUAUGUAUUCUUUAUGGACUCAAUUUAAACAGAGUACAUAAUAAUAACUAAUUUCUACAAUUUUUAUUGUAGCAAGUAAUGUUUUUUGUUUUCAAAAAAAUUCUGCAAGUUGUUACCAAUGAUGUUUUAUAAAACAGAAUUCAGCAGCGACAUGUUCAGUUAACAACAUUUUAUUUGGUUCAUCAUUUCAGUACACUUAAUGCGUGUAAGGAAAUUUUUGUUCCUUGUCCUGGGAUUCUUUUGAUUUAGCGCACUUCCAAAUUAUUUUUAAGUGUGCCAGCAGCAUAUGGAAAAUUAUUGAUAGAAUUGUUUUUUAAAAUGAAGGAUUUUCAAUCUCAUUUCCUUCCAACAGUAUUGUAAGGGGACUAAUACCUCAUCAGAGAUAAGAGACCUUUUGUUGUUUUUAAUUUCCCCUAUCUCAACACCAAGUGGCAGUGUAUAAUUGAAAAUUGAAUUGGAUAUUCUGAAACUGUCUUUUUCUUUUAAGUCUCACUAAUGUACACAUGUUAUGUAACUGAUAGUCUUUUUCUAACAGAAUGAAACCUGACGGGGUUAGCUUCAAAAGUGUCUGCUUCUGGUAUGAUUUUUAAAAAAAGCAAACCAGGGUUAUAUUUAUAUUUCUGAUUUUUCAUUUGAUAUGUACCCACUUUUGUGGCAAAUAAGAGAAAGAGGGUUUGGUCUAGACACGCAAACAAACCUCAAGUUAAAUGGUUUAACCUCAGUUGGCCAUCUUUUUUGCUAAUCUUACUUUAGUCCAACCAGAUUUUAAGCAUUGUAUGUUUGUUGUCUCUAGAUGGUAUUGAGUGAGAAGAGAAUCCUAGAUAGCAAAUGUUUCUUUUUACAUUUAAGCUUUUUUGAGUGAAUACAUUGUUUAAUCCACCAGAUUGAGCACUGGGGAUGCUGCAUAUGAUUUCUGAUUGAGUGCACUGUCGGCAAGUUCAUUAAAGUAGUUUGAAUUAUAUGCACACAUGUAAACAGAAUGUGGCCACUUUAGUGAAUGAUGGGUGUCAGGGAGAAUGGAAGAAUCCAUUGUCUAUACAUGGACCAUAGGUAACUACAGAAUUGAUGUAUCAUGAUUCCGGGUACGAAGCAUCAAAAUCUGUUUGACACUGAGUUUUAUAAUACUUUUUAAUAUUCUAUACAAUCAACUGUAUCAUUUCUCAUAAUGACUUAAACAUAUUUUGCAACGAAAGUGACAUCAUGCAUGUAAGAAAGGUGUUGCUGAGGACUUGAUCAUUUUUAUAAAGCUAACCAGGAAUCCUUGACUGAUUUUAUUUUAACUAUUUUCCCUGUUUGGCUAUUGAUAUACUGAAAAUAUUUUUCAUUUAGUCAUGCUCCUGGUAUGCAAGAACCACAUCUUAGGUACUUUUCAAUUUGCUUUAGACAGAAAUGGUUUAUAUAUAAACUGAAUGUUAAUUCAACCAGUGUUUAUUUUUUAUUUGUGGUGAAAACAAAAUAUUCAUCUCAAUAAUUACUGACCUUUUAGCCGAUGAAGUACUUAACAGACAUUGCCGAUUUAAUGUACUUGUUUAUUAGAUGGAACGUCAAUUUUUCAGAGGUUGCUUGCAUGUUGAAAGAGCCGUUACUUUAUGCUAUUGUAGUCCAUUCUUAGAGUAUCAGCUAUGCUCUAUCAUGGAGGAAGUGAAUCUGUGCUCCAGCUGAAAUAAUGGGGACAUGCCCUCCUCUGCAGUGCUGGGUAGUUGUGAUUUUAUUUGACAGUGGUCAGCCUAUUGAAUGGAGGAGAUGUUGUGUGUCAAAAUUGGCUAUUAAUACCUGGGGGAGCCUAUAUUCAGUGCAGGCUGCCCAAAUAAUUUCCAGUCCCCACCUUUCUCCCAUCCCCAAACUGUGCAUAUUGCAUGGUGUAGGGCACGCUUUGCCAUUUUUAAAAAUUCAUUCAUGGGAUGUGGGUGUUGCUAACUAGACCAGCAUUUAUUUCCCAUCCCUAAUUGGUGAGAGGGCAGUUAAGAA
Molecule: messenger RNA, 5638 nt
Organism: Rhincodon typus (whale shark)
Lineage: Eukaryota; Metazoa; Chordata; Chondrichthyes; Orectolobiformes; Rhincodontidae
Product: apoptosis regulator Bcl-2-like
Exons: 2
Coding region: 16-945 (309 amino acids)
Biological process (GO): negative regulation of intrinsic apoptotic signaling pathway; intrinsic apoptotic signaling pathway in response to DNA damage; extrinsic apoptotic signaling pathway in absence of ligand
Cellular component (GO): mitochondrial outer membrane
Molecular function (GO): protein heterodimerization activity; protein homodimerization activity
Source: RefSeq, a predicted model, not a curated record